Spea bombifrons (plains spadefoot toad) is the source of this 3534-nucleotide messenger RNA. RefSeq names its product outer dynein arm docking complex subunit 2 (gene ODAD2). Bases 196 to 3384 code for a protein of 1062 amino acids. The transcript is spliced from 20 exons. Lineage: Eukaryota; Metazoa; Chordata; Amphibia; Anura; Pelobatidae. Gene Ontology annotation, molecular function: protein binding. The record is from RefSeq and is a predicted model, not a curated record.
UGCAGGUAUAUUGGGCGCCCGGUGGGUCAGGUAAGUGCCCAGUGUGUGGAAAUUACCGGGUGUCUACCAACGCUUCGUCCUCUGGUAUCUCCGUGAAUGUUAUUUAACCCCAUCGGCUCCUCGAUAUAGACAGAUCAAUUUACGGUGUCUUUACACAUAUUUUAAAAGUUGACAUCCUCGGAAAAAGCUGUCACAAUGGGAGUGGCCCUAACAAGAGCGGCUCAGUGGACAAGUGCCGGUUCUGGAGCCGGUAAGCUAGAAAUCACACCUCUGAAUGAAUCUCUCCUCAACGACAUCAUAAAGUAUGUGGGAGCUUUCAGCUCCAGGCAUCCAGAAGAGGCAGAAUUUGUCUUCGCAGAACCUCUGGAAUGGAAAACCAAUUUGGAUCACUCGGCUUUUGAAUCUGGUUAUGAUAUUAGUGGCACAAUUGUGAAGUCUGAUGAUACUGACAAAAACGGCAAUCCGCUGCUCCUACUCUCCUCAUCUACAGUGAAAAUAUCUAGCUUUAAACAGCUGUCCAAUUUCCUGCAGCUCGCAAAGGACAAAAAAUUAAAAGAAACACAGGCUUGCUUAGAAGCUAACAGAGAUCCUAUAGCACGUAUUCUCGGACCCGGCUUUGCUACUAUUGAAGGAGAAGAUAUGACUAUGCUACGGCUGUUGGAUAAAAUGCGCCAAAAUGAUGAUGAUGGCAAUACCGAAAUUAAAAUGAAAAUAUUUCUCCUGCUUCAGCAAUUCGAUAUGCAGCUGCUUAACAGCUCUUUAAAACACAUUUCACAAGAAGUGCGCGUAACGCCUACUGCAGUUAAAAACGAAGUUGAUCUGAUAAGACGUUUUUGCAACAAUAAAGAAAAAUCAGUGCUGAAAUCAAUCGAAUACGCAACAGAUUACGAGUUCACAAAUGGCUGCAGCGCUCCUCCUUGGAGACAAGUUCAUGGUGAGAUUUGCUACUUGAUGGUUACCCCUCAUGACACAGAUCCCUUCUGCGUCACAUGCAGCACGGCAGGUGCCUUUUUAAACGGGGGUAAAAUGAAGGAUAAAGAUGAAAUUGACUAUGACAGAAAAAGUGUAAUAUAUAAAGAUCUCAUAACGCUUUUGAAGGAGAAGUCUCGGCAAUUUGCAGAAAACAUUGGUCAACAGGAUUUUACAUUAUUUGAAGAUCCACCAGUAGCUCCAAAGACUCAGCAUGUGGAUGUAGUUGAUGUCGGUGAGAGAAGCCAAAACCAUUGGUCUAAUGAGAAUCCAGAAAAGAAAGCACAUGAAAAGACAAGGCAUUCCCUUGUAAAAAGCAAGACUAACAAGCACAAAUUAGAACCAUCUCUCAAAUGGAAGAAUCUUAAUCUUAAUGGUCACCAAGAAAUCAAGGAAGCAAAAGAGGAAAGGUCUGUCAGAAAAGAGCUGAGCAAAGAUCAAAAAGUUAAACCCACCAGUGCAGAAAGUAAGAACCGGCCUUACGUCCAUACAUCCGCUUUGAGAAGACAUUCAGCUAUGAAAAGUAAAACACCUGGAACAAAAUCAGAUGAAUUUAGCGAAAGUUCUACAGAAAGCGAGGAAGAUGAGGAACAGCCAGAGAGGCGCCAGGAGAGCAACACCGACCUGCCUUCGGAAUACUGGCAAAUUCAGAAACUAGUAAAAUAUCUAAAGGGUGGAAACCAGACAGCCACCGUUAUCGCACUGUGUGCAAUGAGGGAUUUUAACCUCGCACAAGAAACCUGCCAGCUGGCCAUAAGAGACGUUGGGGGACUUGAAGUUUUAAUUAACCUUCUGAAUACAGAAGAGAUCAAGUGUAAGAUCGGCUCAUUAAAGAUCUUAAAGGAGAUAAGUCACAAUUCACAAAUCAGAAGUUCUAUCGCUGACUUUGGUGGUCUACAAACCAUGGUCAAAAUACUCGAUGCCCAAGACAAGGAUUUAAAAUGCCUGGCUGCAGAGACAAUCGCCAACGUUGCCAAGUUUAGACGAGCGAGACGAACAGUUCGACAGCACGGUGGCAUCAAGAGACUGGUUGGUCUGUUGGACUGUGUUCCGAUGAGAUCAUCCAGCCUCACCCCAGAGCUGGAGAAAGACAUUGAAGUGGCACGAUGCGGAGCUUUGGCUCUCUGGAGCUGUUCUAAAAGCACACGGAAUAAAGAAGAAAUACGCAAAGCUGGUGGCAUACCGCUACUGGCACGCCUGCUCAAAUCACCCCACUCCAACAUGCUAAUACCAGUGGUUGGCACUCUCCAAGAAUGUGCUUCAGAACCAAGUUACAGACUUGCCAUAAAAACAGAAAAGAUGAUCGAGGAUCUCGUUAAAAACCUUAGUAGUGAAAAUCAGGAGCUGCAAAUGCACUGCGCCAGCGCAAUUUUUAAGUGUGCGGAGGAUGAAGAAACACGGGAUCUAGUGAGACAACAUGGGGGCCUCCAGCCGCUCGCCAUGCUUCUCAGCCAGUUCGACAAUAAGGAGCUAUUAGCGGCGGUGACCGGAGCCAUCUGGAAAUGUUCCAUCAGCCGGGAUAAUGUGACAAAGUUUCAAGAAUAUAAGGUUAUAGAGACUUUAGUUAGUCUGCUGGCUGACCAGCCUGAGGAAGUCCUCGUCAACGUUGUCGGAGCUCUUGGAGAAUUUGGCCAGGAACCUGGAUAUCGAGCCAUCAUCCGCAAAUGUGGGGGCAUAAAUCCUCUGGUUAAUUUACUGACCGGUACUAACCAGGCGUUACUGGUGAACGUUACAAGAGCUGUAGGAGCAUGCGCAUCAGAGCCAGAGAAUAUGGCGAUAAUUGACCGACUGGAUGGAGUGCGCCUGCUGUGGUCUUUAUUGAAAAACCCGCAUCCAGGUGUUCAAGCAAGUGCAGCGUGGGCCAUCUGCCCCUGCAUCGAGAACGCAAAGGAUGCAGGAGAGAUGGUGCGAUCUUUUGUCGGAGGUCUGGAACUGAUUGUGAACUUACUCAAAUCUGAACACAUAGAGGUGCUAGCAAGUGUUUGUGCUGCUAUAACGAACAUAGCCAAAGAUGAAGAAAAUUUAGCUGUUAUUACAGAUCACGGCGUGGUUCCCAUGUUAUCGGCACUGGCUAACACGACGGAUGAUAAGUUGAGACGCCAUUUAGCUGAGGCUAUUGCACGCUGCUGUAUGUGGGGGAAUAACAGAGUGGCUUUUGGAGAAGCCAAUGCCGUGGCCCCUUUGGUGCGUUACCUGAAAUCCGAUGACCCGUUAGUUCAUCGAGCUACGGCUCAAGCUUUAUACCAGCUUUCUGAAGAUGCCAACAACUGCAUAACGAUGCACGAGAAUGGAGUUGUAAAGCUCUUAAUCGACAUGGUUGGAUCCACCGACGAGGUUCUUCAGGAUGCUGCUGCAGGCUGUAUAUCUAACAUUCGCCGAUUGGCUCUGGCUAAUGAAAAAGCAAGAUAUGGCUAAAAGUUUCAAUAACUAUAAUAUUGUGCCUUCAUUUCCUUAAAAAUAAAAAAAAUUGAAGAAAAGAUGUUUUGUGUAUGUUGCUUGUCACGUCUUUCAAGCGUGUGGCUCCAAAUGUUUUCAUUAGUUCAUGGUCUAAUAAACCUAUACAAA